CCGACGGUGGAAGCUGCAAGGGCUGGGCAGAGUUCCAGGCAAGAGGGGCCGAGAGGCGUGAGCAGCGCUCCGCGGCGCUUGUCAGAGAAAUGGAGCAGCGGCUCCUUUGUGGGCUGGUACAUCCCCCUCCCGGGUGCACAGCGGGGACAUUUGAUCUGCGGGGUGAUUGAUAAGUGCGGGAGAGGGGCCGCUGUCCCUCCCUCCUCCUCCUCCUCUUGCUCUCUCCCGCCCUCCUCCCUCUCGGCUCCCUCCCUCCUUCCUGCCAGUAGCGCUGCCCGGCGGCGAGCUGCUCCAGUGGGGAACUGCCUGCCCUAGGGGCGCCGCCGGCUCGCCGCCGUGCCCUCGCUCCUGGGCCGCGCCAGUCCGAGGCUGUGCCGGCUCCCGCGCCUCCCUGGGUCGCGGAUGCUGCGGGCGCCUCCGGGAAAGCUCCGGGCUGCGCGCUCGCUGAUGCUAAACUACUGGCGGACUACAGAGGAGAGGGGUCCCGUCUUCUCCUGAUGUUUAAAAAAAAAAGUAAAGCAAUUUCUGCUGCGAGCCCAAGACGGGCGAGCCGCCUGAGAUCUCUUCAAGAUACCCCAGGGGAGGAGGAGAUGGGCUGGAUUUAGUAGGACAACUCGGUUACUAAUGACUCCGCGGCUGGCUGGGACCCGCCGGGAAAUCAGGUGCAAGCGUUUGCCUGUAGGUACCUGAGCUGACACCGACGGUGCCUAAAGAUGCUGAGCGGCGUUUGGUUCCUCAGUGUGUUAACCGUGGCCGGGAUCUUACGGACGGAGAGUCGCAAAACUGCCAAAGACAUUUGCAAGAUCCGCUGCCUGUGCGAAGAGAAGGAAAACGUACUGAAUAUUAACUGCGAAAACAAAGGAUUUACAACCGUCAGCCUGCUCCAGCCCCCCCAGUAUCGAAUCUAUCAGCUCUUCCUCAAUGGAAACCUCCUGACAAGACUGUACCCGAACGAGUUCGUCAAUUACUCCAACGCAGUGACUCUCCACCUGGGUAACAACGGGCUGCAGGAGAUCCGAACUGGGGCGUUCAGCGGCCUAAAGACCCUCAAGAGACUGCACCUCAACAACAACAAGCUCGAGGUGCUGAGAGAGGACACCUUCCUGGGCCUGGAGAGCCUGGAGUACCUCCAGGCUGACUACAAUUACAUCAGUGCCAUCGAGGCAGGGGCAUUCAGCAAACUGAAUAAGCUGAAAGUGCUCAUCCUGAAUGACAACCUUCUGCUGUCGCUGCCCAGCAACGUGUUCCGCUUCGUCCUGCUGACCCACUUAGACCUGAGAGGGAAUAGGCUGAAAGUGAUGCCUUUCGCUGGUGUCCUUGAACAUAUCGGAGGGAUUAUGGAGAUUCAGCUGGAGGAAAACCCAUGGAACUGCACUUGUGACUUACUUCCUCUCAAGGCUUGGCUGGACACCAUAACCGUUUUUGUUGGGGAGAUUGUCUGUGAAACUCCCUUUAGAUUGCAUGGGAAAGAUGUGACCCAACUGACCAGGCAAGACCUCUGUCCCAGAAAAAGUACCGGUGACUCUAGUCAAAGGGGCAGCCAUGCUGACGCACAUGUCCAAAGACUGUCACCUACAAUGAAUCCUGCUCUCAACCCAACCAGGGCUCCAAAAGCCAGCCGGCCACCCAAAAUGAGAAAUCGGCCAACUCCCCGGGUCACCGUGUCAAAGGACAGGCAGAGCUUUGGACCGAUCAUGGUAUACCAGACCAAGUCCCCUGUACCCCUCACCUGCCCCGGUAGCUGUGUCUGCACCUCUCAGAGCUCAGACAAUGGUCUAAACGUAAACUGCCAAGAAAGGAAGUUCACUAAUAUCUCUGACCUGCAGCCCAAACCUACCAGUCCAAAGAAACUCUACCUAACAGGGAACUAUCUUCAAACUGUCUAUAAGAACGACCUCCUAGAAUACAGUUCUUUGGAUUUGUUACAUUUAGGAAACAACAGGAUUGCAGUCAUUCAGGAAGGUGCCUUCACAAACCUGACCAGUUUACGCCGACUUUAUCUGAAUGGCAAUUACCUUGAAGUGCUGUAUCCUUCUAUGUUUGAUGGACUGCAGAGCUUGCAGUAUCUCUAUUUAGAGUAUAAUGUCAUUAAGGAAAUUAAGCCACUGACCUUUGAUGCUUUGAUUAACCUCCAGCUACUGUUUCUGAAUAACAACCUGCUGCGGUCCUUACCUGAUAAUAUAUUUGGGGGCACGGCCCUCACCAGGCUGAAUCUGAGAAAUAACCAUUUUUCUCACCUGCCUGUGAAAGGGGUGCUGGAUCAGCUCCCUGCUUUUAUCCAGAUAGAUCUGCAAGAGAAUCCGUGGGACUGCACCUGUGACAUCAUGGGGCUAAAGGACUGGACGGAACAUGCCAAUUCUCCUGUCAUCAUCAAUGAGGUGACCUGUGAAUCUCCCGCUAAGCACGCAGGGGAGAUACUGAAAUUUCUGGGGAGGGAGGCUAUUUGCCCGGACAGUCCAAACUUGUCAGAUGGAACCAUUUUGUCAAUGAAUCACAACACAGACACACCUCGGUCGCUUAGUGUGUCUCCCAGUUCCUAUCCUGAACUACACACUGAAGUUCCACUUUCCGUCUUAAUUUUAGGAUUGCUUGUUGUCUUUAUCUUAUCUGUCUGUUUUGGGGCUGGUUUAUUUGUCUUUGUCCUGAAACGCCGAAAGGGGGUGCCAAGUGUCCCCAGGAGUGCCAACAACUUAGAUGUAAGUUCCUUCCAGUUACAGUAUGGGUCUUACAACACUGAGACUCAGGAUAAAACGGAUGGCCAUGUCUAUAACUACAUCCCCCCACCUGUAGGUCAGAUGUGUCAAAACCCCAUCUACAUGCAGAAGGAAGGAGACCCAGUAGCCUAUUACCGAAACCUGCAAGAAUUCAGCUACGGCAACCUGGAGGAGAAAAAAGAAGAGCCAGCCACACUUGCUUACACUAUAAGUGCCACUGAAUUGCUAGAGAAGCAGGCCACACCAAGAGAGCCUGAGCUGCUGUAUCAGAAUAUUGCUGAGCGAGUCAAGGAACUGCCCAGUGCAGGACUAGUCCACUAUAACUUUUGUACCUUACCUAAAAGGCAGUUCGCCCCCUCGUAUGAAUCUCGACGCCAAAACCAAGACAGAAUCAAUAAAACCGUUUUAUAUGGAACUCCCAGGAAAUGCUUUGUGGGGCAGUCAAAACCCGACCACCCUUUACUGCAAGCUAAGCCGCAAUCAGAACCAGACUACCUCGAAGUUCUGGAAAAACAAACUGCAAUCAGUCAGCUGUGAAAGGAAAUUAUUUACAACCCUAUGGCAUCGAAGGAUGCUGCUCCAAACUGUUGGAAGCACUGCAUUUGCUCUCCUGUCUGUUUGUGUUGGCCCUUUCCCAGCGUCAGUGGGGGACUUUGCAAAUGUUUGGGGGAUGGGGUGAAGCAAUGAUACUGCUUUUUCAAGUUUUCCUUUAAAUUAUUUCUCUCUGGCUCUCCCCCUCCCACCUUUUUUUCCCUUCUCUCCUUAGGAAUCAUCACUGAACAUGAAUGUUUCUACAAUGCAUUUUUUUCAUAUAUUUUGUUUCUUUUUUCUUCUUUUAUUUUUCCAGUGUGGGAAUGGGAAGAGGAGAUUAUAGUGAAUGAAGAAAGAGUAAGCAAACUUUGCAGAUGAAAACGGAUAUUUUGUAGAAGAUCUCCAAAGAUCUUUUGAGACUAUAAAUUCUUUUGUAAAUAAUGAUAUAUGGUAUUUCCGUCUUCAGUUUUCAAGAUAGCCACUAGGCAUCACUUCUUUGUGUUAAAGUGCCUUUGCACUUUAAGUACAUUACUUAAAUGUUGCUUUUAGCUUUGAUAAAUUGAACAUAUUUUAAUGUGUUGUAUUUUUGAAAUUAAAAACACUGUAAAAUAGAUUGAAAUGUCAGCUAUAUGAAGUCAACGUACAGUUUGCUUGAGUUAUAGAAACCAGCCUAUCAUCAAAUGAUUCUAGUUCUAGGACUUUAUAGAUUUAACUGUAAAAUAUUUCCUUUCCUCUGGGUUUGUUGUAAGUGAUUUUAUUUAAGUCAACUAAGGGGAUUUAACAGUGGACUAGAGGUAAUAAGCCACCUCAGUUGGGAUUAGUAAUUCAUUAAUAAAAUAUAUUUAACCCAAUAUCAGAGUGAAUU
Molecule: messenger RNA, 4110 nt
Organism: Equus quagga
Lineage: Eukaryota; Metazoa; Chordata; Mammalia; Perissodactyla; Equidae
Gene: SLITRK2
Product: SLIT and NTRK like family member 2
Exons: 4
Coding region: 714-3251 (845 amino acids)
Biological process (GO): axonogenesis; positive regulation of synapse assembly; regulation of presynapse assembly
Cellular component (GO): glutamatergic synapse; membrane
Molecular function (GO): protein binding
Source: RefSeq, a predicted model, not a curated record